AUGAGGGUGAUGCGGAUUGAUGUCUUCCUGAGGUUACCAUUCAUGUACCUUUCCAGCGGACUGAGUUUGUGUCGAAUGAGAAGGACAUCUUGCACCAUGGGUAGAUUCUGCCAUCUCUAUCUGAUCAUGAUUCUCUUGAUGAGAUCUGGUGAUGUUGAAACCAACCCUGGACCAGACAGGAUUGUCAGUGAGAAGGAUUUCUUGAAGCUGUCCAAGCAAAUUGAACCUAGCUACUACAAAGAGGUGGGCAUUAACCUGGACAUCUCCAUCGCAGAGCUAGGUCAAAUCGAGAAAGAUAGCCAUAAUACAAGUGAUGCAUUCAUGACAGUGUUCAUGAGAUGGAGAGACAAACAGCCUCCAGGCACUGACAUCAGGGCUCUUCUUGCAGAGGAAUUAGAAAGAAGUGACUUAGAGUCCCUCUCUGUCAAACUACUCACUGGCAGUCUCUUCCUGAAGCGGACAGGUGCACCUAUUACAAUGCCAGGAUCACAGACCCAACCACUUUCUCCUGACCUGAUCAAGAGAUGUGCAGAUGAUUUCAAAUUGAAAUACCGGACAACUCUCUGUAAGAUAAGAGCUGAUCCUCUCAUCCCAACUUCCACUGUGCAAUGGGACGACAUGUACACAAACCUUGUCCUGGAAAAGGAUGAUCGACAACGCAAGCGACCACUUGAGUACAAGGAUCUCUUUGAUCUAAAAGUCAAUGGAGAGUUCCCCAAGCGGAUCAUGGUUCAAGGAGAGGCUGGGGCUGGAAAGACAACAUUCUGUGCUAAGAUUGCCUGGGACUGGAUAAAUGAGAGUACUGUUCUCCCAAAGUUUGUGUGGGUACUUGUUGUCUCUUUUCGUGAAGCCAAGCAAUACACGAUCGGUGAGAUUGCCAAGUCGUAUCUCUCCAAGGACAACCCAGCAACAGCCUGCCAGAUCACUGAUUACAUCCGUUCAAAUCCAAAAGAUGUAUUUAUGGCGUUUGAUGGAUUAGAUGAGUUUGAUGGCAAGGUUGUACAGCAAAGGAAAGCUGGUUCAAAGUCGGAAUGUCACCAGCCAAAGUCUGCUGAUCAAACCAAGGCAAGAUCUAAAUCAAAGAUGAACAAGAAUAAGCGGCAGAAAUUAAUGCAGCCAAAGUCAUCAAGCCCAACAAGUGCCACUUCGCAGCCAAGAGUCAACAGUGCAGAGGCAAGUGGAAGUUCUUCAGAGAGAGGUAAAAUUGCACUUAAAGACAUUCUUCGUUCAGAUGAACUUGCCGCUUGCCCUGUGUUGGUGACAACUCGCCCAUGGAAGGUCAUGGAGAUUAGAUGGGAUGAUAGUCUGAGCAAACAGUACACUUUCAUGCAUGUGGAAGGUUUUAGCGUGGAGAAUGUGGAGGUUUACAUUCACAAGUACUUUCAAGAUGAUUGGGCCACAGCAGAGCAGCUUAUCCAAUUCACCAAAGACAAUGACGUCAUAUCUGAGAAUAUGGCCAUGUAUCCUAUCUACAUAGCUAUGCUCUGUUUUAUGUGGAGAGAACUUGGUGACGAAAAACAAGAAAAGUUUAAGUCAUUACAAACUUUUUCUCAAAUAUUUGAUGAAAUGUUUGAAUUCUUGAAAUUGCAUUAUGCUCAGAAAAAGAUCACAGAUUUAGAGAGCCCAGCUUUCCAAGCCUAUCGCUCUCAAAUUGAGAAGCUCAUGGAACCAGUUGCCAAAGUUGCUUUCCUUGGGCUACAAGGAAACACCCUUAUUUUCAAAGAAGGUGAUUUUGGACAGCGCUCAGACUCCAUUGAAACAGCUUGCAGAGUAGGGGUGUUGUCUCAGGAGAAAAAAUUGUCAUCUAUAAAUGAUAAGAGCAGUCCGUUCGUGCAGUCUACUAUCUUCUUUCCACACAAACUCUUCCAGGAGUACAUGGCUGGGGUCCAUCUUGCUUCCCUGUAUGAAUUAGACCACAAUGAAUUCAACAGGCUGAUUGAGCAAGUAGUGCUGCCUAGGAAUGAAGAGUUUAGACAUCUCCUUUACUUCACUGUAUCACGGAACAAAGCCAUUGCAAACCAUGUCAUGAAAUGCAUGGUGCAGGGUAACACCCCGAUCCCAAUUGAGAUGGAUUUCUUAGUUGAUGUAUCUUUUGAGAGUCAGGACCUAGAUACCGCAGCCUUGAUCUGGUAUGAGAUUAUUGGUUACACAUUUGGACCAAUUGUAUCACAUGAUUUGGCGGAGAUAAUAUGCUCUGUGCCCUCUCUAAAGGAUGUUUCACUAGAACGAGCAGUCUUGCACAGUGACUUCUAUGCAGUUCUAGCUAAAGAAGGAAGCAAGUCCAAGGUCCGAACUGUCAAGCUUGAAUCUUUAUUGUGUCCAACGUCAGCCCCUUCCCAUCACCUAGUAGAUGCUUUGUGUUCCAUGCCAAACCUGACUGAACUGACACUAAGUGGACAGGAGGAGGAGGAGUUCUAUUCUACACUGAAUGCAAAGGCAUCAACUUUACAGGUCCAAACUCUCAAGCUUGAAGGUUUUAGGUGUCUGAUAUCAGCCUCCUCACAUCACCUAGUAGAUUGUUUGUGUUCCAUGCCAAACCUGACUGAGCUGACACUAAGUGGACAUGAGGAGGAGGAGUUCUUUUCUAUACUGAAUGCAAAGGCGUCAACAUUACAGGUCCAAACUCUCAAGCUUGUAGGUUUAACGUGUCCGACAUCAGCCUCCUCACAUCACCUCGUAGACGCUUUGUGUUCCAUGCCAAACCUGAAUGAACUGACACUAAUGGGAUUUAAUUUUAAGGAGGAGUUCUUUUCUAAACUGAAUGCAGAGGCGUCAACCUUACAGGUUUGCCUCAUGAAAAAUAGUUUGGUCUUUGACGGAGCCUAA
This is a messenger RNA of Strongylocentrotus purpuratus (purple sea urchin), 2826 nucleotides long. RefSeq lists its product as uncharacterized. The record is from RefSeq and is a predicted model, not a curated record. Bases 1 to 2826 code for a protein of 941 amino acids. Lineage: Eukaryota; Metazoa; Echinodermata; Echinoidea; Camarodonta; Strongylocentrotidae. The transcript has 9 exons.